AUGAGGCGGACCGAUGACGGCCAGGUCGCGCGGCAGGGCCCGCCGCCCUUCCGGGUGCUGGCCGUUCCCGACAAUAUGUACCUGUCGCCGACGCCCCCCGUGCCGGCGCCGCCGCCCCCGCGCGCGCCCGAACCCUACAAGAUCGCCCCGCCGACGUCGACGUCCUUCGGCAGAGCGCACCGUCGUUCCAGCUUCGUAAUACUCGCCGAGUCCAGGCCGGCGAGUCCGGAAACCGGCGAUGCCACCUUGCCGACAGGGAGGGUCUCGCCCUUCCGCGGACGCGGCUUCAAGGGGCCACCCCCUCGCUCAAUGUCGAGGCCGCAGUCGCCGGAAGUUGACGGACGUCGUCGCAGAGUCGAGCGAAGAGUGUCGUUGUCGCAGCAGAACAGUCCCCGAAGGAGCCUAAUACCACAGCCCACUUAUCGUCAGCGGUCCACCUCCUUGACGAAGGACAACGAGCGUUCGCCGUCGCCGAAGAUCGGUCGCCGGGUCGACUCGAGAACGCGGCUGAAUGUCGCGAAUUCACAUGGUCGAUUGAACUUGGCCGAUUCGAAGUCGCGGCUGAACGACUCGAAGACGCGUCUGAACAAGUCCGACUCCCGGAGUCGUACGAAUCUGACCGAGGCCAAGACCCGCUUCAUCUCCAACUCCACCAGUAAUCUCAUCAGUAACUCGACGACGCGCCGACAGCCGGCGACGAAAGGCUCGACGACGCGACUCUCGCCGAUCCAAGGCACCCCGACGAAACCGGAGAAGACGACUACCCCUCGAUCGAACGUAAGAGGGAAGGAUGCCACGAGGCAGUCUCCCACGAAGGCAUCGAGAACGUCGCCGCAGAAGAACAACGUCACUCGAAGGGACAAUCAGAAAAAAAGCCCCAGCAAGGACCGUCUCCUCUCGCCGUCGAGGAUUCCCCUGAAGAGCAAGGCGAACGUCCUGUCGAAUACCGUCAGGUUCAUCUCGACGUCCCAGCAGAACGGAAAGACGGAAAGGUUUGUGAAGGAAGACACGAGCGACGAGCAGACCGGUCAGCCAGUUCAGAAUGGUCGAUCGGAAUCGAAGGAAAACGGAAUGAACGGUAACUCCUCGGCCAACGGAGACGACGUGCCCGAUCUUAGAGAUCUUUUGAAACAGACCUCGCAGGCGGUCGGCACGUCCAGCGAACGUCUAGUGAACACCACGACGACCACGGCGGUGCAACCGCUGCAUCUCGACGCGAACGCGCUUCUCGUGGAACGCAACGAUGGUUCAACGACGAAUCAGCAGAAGUCCGACGGUACGCUCAAGUCCUCCGUUUCUCCCGCAUCCAAGGGCGAAUCGCCGGUGCCUGUAUCGACGUCGAACGCAGCAUUGCCGGGUCAGACGUCGCCGUUUGUCGAAAAUCAAUCGGUCAGGACGAGUCAAGCGAUUAAUUCUGGUAACGAUAAGAAGGACUCUCCCGUCGGCGCGGAGGGUGGCACCGGAGGACACUCGAAGAGCGGCAGUAUCAGUCAAUCCGUGAAGAGCGUCAGGAUCAACGACGAAGUACAUCAGCGUUCCACCAAUCAGUCUUCUGCCAAUCAGCGUUCCGGCAGGAACAGUCAGAACGCUCGCGGGAAGGUUUCGGAAGAACCGGAAGCCGCUUCGAUGGCGCCGGCGGAGGUCAAGAGCGGCUCCGCGGGCGGCAAGAUGACGACGAGUCGUGACGUUCCGGCGAACGACAAGAUGCCCACGGUGAUGGAGAACGAUUCAAAGGUCAGAGCGGCCGAGGAGGCGACGAAUAACGCGACGAGUAACAACGCGACGACGACGAACAGCGUGGCGAGGGGCAACAACAGUGUGAAUCCCGCAGUCGGUGCAGUGAACGCAGGUGUGAACAGUGAUGCUGUGGUCCGUACGAGGAACAAGAAUCGCGGCAGCGACGCGUCCUUGAAGUCGUCCACCGGCGUGUCCACGGACUCGAUCGAGAGCGUGAGGUCGACGGACACGGGGGUGAGCGUGAACACGGUCAGAGGGGUGUCCUCGCCGAGGGAGAAAACGGGCGUGCACACGGUGAAGCGGCCGCAGGAGAUCGAGACCCUCAGCGGCAACAUCGUCCGCGUCGAGCAGAACGGAGAGCCAGCUGUCCUGGCAUCCAACAACGAGAAACAACGCGAUAGUGAAAGACUGUUGGCACGUUGGGGAAGGUCCUUGAGUCAAUACUGCAAGUGCUGCUCCGGUAUGAGGUGUCUCGCUUGCCGCAGGGAUUACAAGGGUCUCCUGUGGACCAGGAAACAGGGGAGGACGACGGUGAUCAACGAUAUCCCGCCGCCUGUUGCAAUCCCCACGCUCGAUGCACCACCGCCGCCGCCCGCAACAAACGCGUUGUCGUGCUGGUCGAAAUUAAAGGCGCGGUGCAGAUGCGUCAGUCUACGGGAUAGACUACGAGAGAUCAAGUGUUGCACAAGAAAAUCGAGAAUCGCUCCUGCCGAGUCUACCGUUUGCUGCCCGCCUGAGAGAAGAUGCGGUGCGAUCUGCCGUCGCGCGUUCAGCUGUUGCAAAUGCAGCUGCAAACGCGCGGACACGCAACAACGCACAAAAAACACACGUGCCAAGCACAGUCUUACGAGCGUGGCGCCGCCGCCCAUAUCGGAGGAACCAAAGGCUAAGAUACCGGAUGUCCUGGUGGAGCAUAAUUCAGUUAUGCGCGGCGCCAUUCCUUGUCUGCCGGUACCUCUCGCCUGGUUUUGCCUAGUGUGGAACUUCCUACUUCCUGGCACUGGAACCAUCUGGAGCGGCCUGUUCAAUCUGUGUACGGGACAGCCGAGAUUUUCCGCCGUCGCCGGAGCGCGAUCACGACUCGGUGCACUGAUCGUCAAUCUCAUCGUGGGCGUGAGCCAAAUGUUUACCGUUCUGUUCUGUCUCGUCGGAUGGGGUUGGAGCGUUUGGUGGGGCGUUACCAUGGUCCGCUUAGCUAGGAAGUACAAGCGAUUCAAGGAUUCGGAGGCAGCUAACAACGACCCUGAAGCCCGAGGGGGCGAGCCAGCCGCCUUACCUCCCGGCGUGCCGAGUCAAGCCCUGCGAGGGAUGGAGAGGGCGCGAUGAUGCAUUUUUAACGGAGAGAAGAGCGCGACCGUUUUUGGAACAUCUAAAGAUAUUUUGUAUUUCGUUCGACAAGUCUUCGCGUUUCGCUUAAUACCCAAUAGUUCCGAAUUGAAGACUGUCGUACGAAUAAAAUUUCAUUGUAUCGCUGACGCGAACAUAAGCAUCUUGUACAAACGGAUAUAUAUAUAUGACGAUAUAUAUUUGUGAAGAAUUAAUCGAUAAAAACUCUCCUCGGCCGCGAUAGAGUCGCGAUGUGAGAGCAAAGAUUAAUUAAAAAGCUUGCGGCAGUAACAUGUUAAGCCGUACGAAAAAAAAGUUCGACACUCA
Molecule: messenger RNA, 3390 nt
Organism: Wasmannia auropunctata (little fire ant)
Lineage: Eukaryota; Metazoa; Arthropoda; Insecta; Hymenoptera; Formicidae
Gene: stum
Exons: 7
Coding region: 1-3063 (1020 amino acids)
Biological process (GO): taxis; sensory perception of mechanical stimulus; proprioception
Cellular component (GO): sensory dendrite
Source: RefSeq, a predicted model, not a curated record